AUGGGCGUCGCACGAGAAACGAAGAGAAGGCGUCUGUCGCCCUCUGAUGAUGACAAUUCGUCAACCGUACCAAAAUCAUCCAAAACCAAAACCAACGGAUCGUCCUCCAACAUCCAAAAUGCAUUCUACAGUCGAGCAGCAGAAUGGGACCUAGAACAGGAUUACGAGCGUCGACCACGAAAAGGAAAGAACAAGAAAGAGAAAGAAAAAACUCGUUUACCUAUCAAGACUGCCGAGGGUCUUGUUCACGUCGAUGAACCUGAAGAAGCUGCCGCGAGUGAUUCGGAUAGCUUUCUUGAUUCGGACUCGGAAGGUGAAAAUGGAAAGGACGAAACUCCAGGAGCUGACGCUGAGGAGAAAGAAGAUGAGUCCGCGCCAAAGGUUCCCUUGAAAGUCCAGAUUGUCCAAGCAAAAGAAGAAAUGGCCAGAAUUGCGACAUUGAUCAAUGAAGAUCCCGAGGAGCAUAUUGGAUUGUUUAAGAAAUUAGCAGACUUUGUGGACAAGAGCAAAUCACAUGUGGCUAUCAAGAAGCUUGCACUCGCUACGCAAGCUGCAGUUUUCAGAGAUGUUAUUCCUGGGUACAGGAUUCGUCCUAUUGGCGAGGAGGUCAACAAAAACGAAAAGCUGUCGAAAGAAGUCCGAAAGUUGCGCGGUUACGAACAGUCGUUGCUAUCGUCUUACAAGCAUUACGUCCAACAAUUGACCAACCUAUCGAAAGGUGGCAGUAAGGGCAAUGAAGAGGCUAAUAGCAUACGAACCGUCGCAAUCAAUUGCGCCUGCAACAUGCUUCUAUCCGUACCUCAUUUCAACUUCCGGACUGAACUCUUGAAAAUUCUUGUCAAUCGACUUUCUAGACGCCGGAUUGAUGCACACUUUAUCAAAAGUCGUGAAACGAUGGAAGAUAUCUUUGCAAAAGACGACGAUGGAGUCGUCUCCCUUGAAGCAGUUGGUCUGUUAUCAAAAAUGAUGAGAGCAAAGGACUUUAAUGUCCAUGAAUCAGUUCUUAACACAUUCCUACACCUCCGUUUAUUAGCCGAGUUCUCAUCCAAGGGUUCCCGGGAUCGGGUUGAUCGCAACGACGACGACCAGGAAGGCACAUUGCAAGGCAGGAAGAAGAACAAAAAGGAGUUUCGUACCAAAAAGGAACGUAAACUACUUCGGGACCGCAAAGCUGUUGAGAAGGACAUGCGUGAAGCCGAUGCGUUGGUGAGCCAUGAAGCGCGCGAAAAGAAUCAAGCCGAGACACUGAAACUGGUUUUUGGCACUUACUUUCGCAUUCUCAAGUUGCGAACAGAGACAAAACUCAUGGGAGCUGUACUGGAAGGAUUGGCCAAAUACGCGCAUCUGAUUAAUCAGGACUUCUUUGGGGAUAUCCUUGAAGCUUUGAAGGAGCUUGUUGAGCAGCUUGCUAUUCAAGACGGAACCGCAGGACGGGAUGAAAAUGCAGAUGAUGAAAAUAAUGACAAUGAUGACGAGGAUGACGAUGAAGAAGAGGGAUUGAUCACUUUGAGACAAUCAACGCGUCAGGUCUUGCUUUGCACAAUCACUGCCUUUGCACUCCUCGAAGGUCAAGACGUCAGCAAAUCCGCUUCAUCCCUCCAUCUCGAUCUAGGAUUCUUCAUCACCCAUCUCUAUCGCGCUUUGUAUCCACUUGCCCUCAACUCCGAUAUCGAAUACAAUCCCGAAAAAUCCCUCCGUCUUCCUGAUCCCGGCACCUCCAACGACAAUGAAUUAUAUAACGACCAAAACAACAAACGAAGAACAAAAAUCAACUUCCAAACCCCCAUGGUCCUCCUCCUCCGCUGCCUCCAAUCAACCCUCCUGGCCCGCACCCACGGCAUCGCACCCCCCGUUCGCCUCGCAGGCUUCACAAAACGCCUAAUGACGACCUCCCUGCAACUCCCCGAAAAGUCAUCUAUAGCAAUGUUAGCCCUCCUCACCAAAGUGGCGAAACAACAUGCACGCAAAAUUGCGCCCCUGUGGAAUACGGAGGAGCGAAAGGGGGAUGGCAUGUUUAAUCCUUUUGCGGCUGAUGUUGAGAAGAGUAACGUCUUUGCGGGCACGGUUUGGGAAGGGGAGUUGUUGAGGAUUCAUUAUUGUCCAGAGGUAAGAGAAGCAGCGUUGGGGAUUGAAAAGUUGAUUGCUUCUGGAUAG
Messenger RNA from Talaromyces marneffei, 2154 nucleotides. RefSeq lists its product as uncharacterized. Gene Ontology annotation, biological process: DNA replication initiation. Bases 1 to 2154 code for a protein of 717 amino acids. Gene Ontology annotation, molecular function: chromatin binding. The record is from RefSeq and is a predicted model, not a curated record. The transcript has a single exon. Lineage: Eukaryota; Fungi; Ascomycota; Eurotiomycetes; Eurotiales; Trichocomaceae. Gene Ontology annotation, cellular component: nucleolus.